AUGCCGUCACCAGACGAAGCCGUGUCCGACGGCUACUUCAAUGACCUGAGCCAGCAACUGCCCGACCAGCCCAACCAAGCCCAACAACCCAAAUCCAAGCGUGUAGCAUGCGUGCUGUGUCGCAAACGCAAGCUCCGAUGCGACGGAGCGAAACCCUCCUGCGCGACAUGUACACGCCUCUCCCACAACUGCGCCUACGAUGAGGUGCGCAAGAAGUCGGGUCCCAAAAGGGGCUACGUCAAAGAGCUCGAGGCCCGUCUGGCCCAAGUCGAAACACUGCUCCACAACCAUGCUGGCGUCGAGAUGCCUCUGAAUGCCGUCGACGAGACUAUAAUGACCGGAGACGACCUGCCUGACUUUGGCGGUAUCGACCCCAGUCAAGGACGCCUGUUGCAGGAGAUGCAUGUAGGCCAAUCGCCGCCUCCAACCACCAACUCGAUGCCCAACACACGUCUGCACUCGAUGGAUGCAUCAUACGAUACCGAGCAACCCGCCUUCUGGCAGGGUGACAUCAAAUCCCCCUCUUGGGUGCCAAACUUCUCGCUGCUUGCGACCGGCAUGGACGAACCUCUGCCUCCUCCAGAAGUCUGUGCCGAGCUGACCGCCUUCUACUUUGAGCGUGUUCACCCCUCGGCUCCCAUCUUACAUCGACCUCGCUUCCUCAUGGCCAUGCAACACACGUCGCCGGCUCUCCGCCCCCGUCUGUCUCUUCAGUAUGCUGUCUGGACCCUGGGUGCCAGCUCUCACCCAAAGUACGAAGACAUGGUUGAUACCUUGUAUCGCCGUGCUCGUCACUAUCUCGAGCGUGAUGAGAUGUCUGGCGUCGGCGAGAAGAUGAUCAACAUAGCCACAGUUCAGGCUUGGCAAUGUAUAGCAGCUUUCGAGUUCAAGAUGAUGUACUUCCCCCGAGCAUGGCUCAGUACUGGAAGGACCGCCCGCUUGGCCCUCAUGAUGGGUCUGCACCGCGUUGACGGCCCCAACAUCGACGUCAAACAAUGCUUGCCUCCACCAAAGGACUGGAUCGAAAAGGAGGAGCGCAGGCGUUUGUUCUGGAUGACCUUUGCCGGCGAUCGAUAUGCAAGCAUUGGUACUGGUUGGCCCAUGACCAUUGACGAAACCGACAUUUACACAGAUCUACCUGCCUCAGACGAGGCCUAUGACUCUGGCACACCCGAGCCUAGUGUAUCCCUGAAGGAAGCUCUUACGCCGGGCGGUGCUGAAGGUCUGUCAUCCUUGGGAUCGGUCGGCGUCAUCUCUGCUCUAUUCGGUCGUAACUUGUUGCAUCUGCACCGAAAUACUGACGACCAGAAUGACGGCGAUAUCAAUGGCAUCUUCUGGAAGCGUCAUAGACAGAUGGAUGGCAUAAUCCUCUCUCUGUUACUCGGACUUCCCGAGUCACUACGACUGCCAUUGUCCGUUUCUGAUCCCAAGGUCGUCUUCAUGAACAUGUGCGUCCACACUUCCGUAAUAUGCCUUCACCAAGCUGCUAUCUUCAAGGUAGAGAAGCACCAAUUGCCAGCCAAACUUGCAACAGAAUCCAAGAUGCGCUGCUUGACGGCAGCUGCUGAGAUCUCAAGCUUGAUGAAGAUGUCUAGCCACAUUGACAUGGCUCAAGCUAACCCGUUCAUGGCUUUCUCUCUGUACGUCGCUGCCAGAGUCUUUGUGCAGUAUCUCAAGUCACGACCUCGUGACGACACAGCUCGCGGCUCAUUGCACUUCCUUCUAUCCGCCCUUCAAGCCAUGAAGAAGACCAAUCCUCUCGCCGAAUCCUUCAUCGCACAACUAGAUGUCGAUCUUGAAGUAGCCGGCCUUGAUGAAUUACGC
Aureobasidium namibiae CBS 147.97 is the source of this 1824-nucleotide messenger RNA. RefSeq lists its product as uncharacterized. The annotation marks the transcript as partial. The record is from RefSeq and is a predicted model, not a curated record. Gene Ontology annotation, molecular function: DNA binding; zinc ion binding; DNA-binding transcription factor activity, RNA polymerase II-specific. Lineage: Eukaryota; Fungi; Ascomycota; Dothideomycetes; Dothideales; Saccotheciaceae. Gene Ontology annotation, cellular component: nucleus. The transcript has a single exon. Gene Ontology annotation, biological process: DNA-templated transcription; regulation of DNA-templated transcription.